UCCGUUCACCUCCAGCUCAUGGUCAGUCAGCCGAACCGAGCCCGCAGAGGAAAAACACACAGAAAAAAAAUGCGCCUCGAAGGACAUCGACUCUUUGCUUAAUUUACCCCAGCAGCGGUGGAUUUUAUUGAGGAAAAAUAUGACUUCUGACACUUUUGAAAAAGCAUUUUCCAAUAGUUCUUAGAUCGCGGGGACUGCUUGAGAGAGACGUCGAGGAAGAGUCAGGUGCUCUGGAAAUACUUUCUGGUCUUAUUGCCUGCUUUGACAAUGGACCCCAUAAACUUCAGAGAUCAGAGAUGUUUGCUUUGAGGCCUUUUAACUCCUCGCCCUCCUCGCUUCUUCCUCGUUGGGGUGAUGGAAGUGCAUCUGUGGUGGAGGCCAUGGUGAUGGCCAUGGAGCAGCAGCAGGAAAAUGUCACUGCUGUGCAGAACCACACCAGUGGUGUGAUCAGCGUGGUGCUGCCUAUGUCGCUAGGCAUCAUCUCCAACACGGUGGCUCUUUUCAUCCUGGUCAAUGCCUACUCUCUGCAGCGCCGGCGCUCCAAAGCUACAUUCCUCUUGUUUGCCACCUCUCUGGUGAUCACAGACUUCUUUGGCCAUGUGAUUCCAGGUGCCCUGGUCCUGAGGCUCUACCUCACCGGCAGACAGAGCACCGAGGACUCCUCUGAUAGCAUGUGCCAGUUCCUAGGUGGCAGCAUGGUCUUCUUUGGCCUUUGCCCUCUGUUUAUGGGCUGCGCCAUGGCCGCAGAGCGAUGCCUGGGCGUUUCCAAACCGCUGCUGCACUCGUCCCUUGUCACCAAAACUCGCGCAAAGGUCUGCCUGUCCGUCAUCUGGCUGGCAGCUCUGUGUGUGGCCUUGCUGCCCUGCUUCCAGCUCGGCUCAUACACCUAUCAGGAACCAAAGACCUGGUGCUUCAUCAACGUGCUCAACGACACCAUGGGGGUGGACGUGGCCUUUGUGGCGCUGUUCUCCGGACUCGGCCUGACCUCACUGGCUGUGGCUCUCGUGUGUAACACAAUAAGCGGACUGACGCUGGUGCUGGCCCGGAUCAGGAGGCAGCCCGGCUCCCAUCACUCGGCCCGGUCCCAUGACAUAGAGAUGGUGGUUCAGCUGGUUGGUAUCAUGGUCACCUCAUGCAUCUGCUGGAGCCCUCUGCUGGUGUUUGCUCUGAUGUCGGUGAUCCAUUCCUCCAGCAGAACUGUGGGUGAAAACCUGACCAACUACCAAACUCUGAUGUACAUAGGAGUGAGGCUGGCCACAUGGAACCAGAUCCUCGACCCCUGGGUCUACAUCCUGCUGCGCCGCACCGUGCUCCGCAAAAUCUACCUCAUUGUAAAGUGCCAGGUGGGCCUGAAGGACACCGUGAUGGGUCGCUGGGAGAAGAGUUUCUUCCCCAGCUUGGACCAGAAGGAAGUUCAGCAAGUCUGAGCAAAGGAUGCUUUUUUUUUAUGUUAGCAGGUCACUGAACACACAAAUCUUUAUAAAUACAGAAACAGCAGUUGAAGGAGGAAAUGUUGUUGCUAUGACGAGGAAGCAGUCCAGCAUUGGAGGUUUUCUUGAUCAAUCAAGGUUUUUUUUUUUUAACUCCACUCUGUUUACCAGCAUGUUUUUUUUCUCUGACCUGAAAAAUGCAAGCUAGCAAAGGCUGUAAUUUUGCACAAAAUAUAAUAAAUGCUCUGUUUACUUUGAAAAAGUGAAUAUUCCUUAUUUCUCUAUGUAAAUAAUGAAAUGAUAAAGAUUAAUCUGAAUUCAGCACUAAACACACUGUGUAGAAACUAGAACAUUUGUAAAAGGGAAAAGUUUAAUUAUCAUAACUUUGACCCGCUUUGAAAGCUCUGAGACUUACAUCGAUAUAACCAUCAGAGGGCGCUAUGGAGCAAACCCAGAAAUAAUCGAGCAUUUUGCUAGUACUCUACUGAAUGUAAUUUAUUACAGAAUGUCCAAUGUUCACAUGUAAUUUUGACUUUGAGUAUUAUUUUGUGUGUUUUAUACAUCAAUGUAUAAAACAAUAAGGUUUUUAUGAGUUAAUACUUGAAUGUUACUUUCAGUUUAUUGAGAACAUGUAAAACACUUUAAAAGGAAUGUAAAUAAAACCAUACAAUGUGCUUUUA
This is a messenger RNA of Poecilia reticulata (guppy), 2110 nucleotides long. Its product is annotated as prostaglandin E2 receptor EP1 subtype-like. The record is from RefSeq and is a predicted model, not a curated record. Gene Ontology annotation, biological process: inflammatory response; positive regulation of cytosolic calcium ion concentration; adenylate cyclase-activating G protein-coupled receptor signaling pathway. Gene Ontology annotation, molecular function: thromboxane receptor activity; prostaglandin E receptor activity. Gene Ontology annotation, cellular component: plasma membrane. NCBI's taxonomy places the organism in Eukaryota, Metazoa, Chordata, Actinopteri, Cyprinodontiformes, Poeciliidae.